This is a messenger RNA of Sander lucioperca (pikeperch), 1824 nucleotides long. RefSeq names its product sodium/hydrogen exchanger 5-like. The record is from RefSeq and is a predicted model, not a curated record. Bases 1 to 1752 code for a protein of 583 amino acids. Gene Ontology annotation, molecular function: sodium:proton antiporter activity. Gene Ontology annotation, cellular component: membrane. Gene Ontology annotation, biological process: sodium ion transport; regulation of pH; proton transmembrane transport. The transcript has 12 exons. NCBI's taxonomy places the organism in Eukaryota, Metazoa, Chordata, Actinopteri, Perciformes, Percidae.
AUGACUAUCAUCUUCAAAGUUUCAGUGUUUGGUUCCAAAAGCCACGGAAGGUGUGAUUGGUCAGACCUGGAGGACAUAUUAAUGAUCUCGGUCCCGCCCCCAGGUGGUGAUGUCGUACGGCGGCUAUGCGGGGGGCGCGUGGCGUUCGCUCUGGUGGUGAUGCUGGACAGCGAGCAAGUCAAAGCCAAAGGAUUACUUGUCGCCACGACGAUCGUGGUCGUCUUCUUCACAGUCAUGUUCCAGUCCUGUCUCUCUGUCUCUCUGUCUCUCUCUCUCUCUCUCUAUCAGGGUCUGACCAUCAAACCUCUGGUUAACUGGCUCAAAGUCCCUCGCUCCACCAGCAGGAAGCCGACCAUCAACGAGGAGAUACACGAGAGGGCCUUUGAUCACAUUCUGACAGCAGUGGAGGACAUUGCAGGACUGCAGGGUUACCACCACUGGAGAGACAAGUGGGAGCAGUUUGAUAAGAACUACCUGAGUAAGCUGCUGCUGAGGAAGUCUGUGUACAGGAAGAGUGAGCUGUGGGAGGCCUAUCAGAAGAUCAACAUCAGGGACGCCAUCAGUGUCAUCGACCAGGGUGGUAACGUGCUGACCUCAGCCAGACUGUCUCUGCCCUCGAUGGCCAGCAGAGCCUCGUUCCCCGAAGUCACCAACGUCACCAACUACCUGCGAGAGAACGGCAGCGGGGUGUGUCUGGACCUCCAGGUGAUCGAUAACGUCCCCGGAGCCAAAGUGGAAGAAGACUCAGAGACACAUCACGUCCUCACAGGGAACCUGUACAAGCCCAGGAGACGGUACCAGUCCCACUACAGCCGUCACUUCAUGCCUCUGGGGGAGAAGGAGCGCCAGGACCGGGAGGUGUUUCAGAGGAACAUGAAGAUCCGCAUGGAGACGUUCAAAUCCACCCGACACAAACGCCACAAGAAGGAGCGCAGCCUCAAGAAGCGGCGAGGAUCAGACGCCAAGGAGGACGGCAGCGACAAGCCCCGACGCAACGUCAGCUGGCACGACAAGAAUCCCGUGGUGGUUCCCGUGGAGUCGGAGGAGGACCGAGCUGAACAUUCAGACCUCGAGAAGGAGGAAGACGUCGGGAUCACCUUCGUCGCUCGCAAGGUGGAGACGCCGAAACAACGACCCAAAUCCGCUGUGGACGGGUGUCAGAGUCCCUCCGCUGACCCCCCCUCCCCGCCCAGUGGUGACAGCCAUCUCCCGUGGAAGGCGAGCGUGGGCUCGCCGCCUCCCUGCGUGUCCGUGGAGGCGACUAAGAUCAUCCCCGUGGACCUGCAGCAGGCCUGGAACCAGAGCAUCUCCUCGCUGGAGAGCAUCUCCUCGCCCCCGGCCCCCGCCGAGCCCCUGCACCCCCGCGUCAGCGCCCUCUCCAGACUGGUGGGGCCGCGGCCGGCCUCCUACACGCCGCCAGGCAGCGCGGCGGGCAGUGCGGCGGGCAGCGCGGCGUCCAUUGCCAUCGGAGCGCAGCUGCCGCAGGGCUCCUUCUGCUUCCCCGAGAGGAAGAAGAAAGAGGAGGAAGAGGAGGAGGAAGAGGAGGAGGGGGGGGUGCAGGAGCUGCAGCCGCUCAUGGCGUCUUUGAGGCCGCCCGCCUCCCUGCCGGCGCCCCCGCCCGGCCCAACGCCACCCGGCUCCACGCCAACCAACGGGCGGAGGAGGAACCCCUGCGUCUACCUGAGGAGCCUGGUGACGGCCCCGCAGCCGGGCAGCGGAGAGCUGCACAGCAGGGGGCCCACACAGCUGUAACACACACACACACACACACACACACACACACACUCAGGCUGACACACACACACACACACACACACACACACA